AUAGAAAAAGCCAAAUUAGCAUCAUUAAUCUUUGUCUUACCCAAGGAAUAAUAAUCACGAUAAGCAUGUGAAGGACUGAGCGGAACAAGAAGCGCAGCGAGCUGAGAAGGAAGGCGAGGAGCACAGCUAAGCCAACUCUAUAAAAGGACCAACCUUUUAAUUUCAUGUUUAUCCAACUCAAAAACAGUGAAUCUGGGAUUUGGUGAUUUUUCCUUUACAAUCCCCUUUUGCCGCACUUUUAUGCAGGCCUGAGUUGAUCAUGGACGUUGUCAGUCAAUUGCGGAGACAGUUCGUUGAUUAUGUUACUUCUCUCUAUCGUGAGGGAUUGGUAGAUGAUCAGUUUACCCAGCUUCAGAAACUGCAAGAUGAAAAUAGCCCUGAUUUUGUGAUUGAGGUCAUCUCUCUCUUCUUUGAUGACUCUGAGAAGCUUAUCAAAAGCAUGGCCAGAGCUCUGGAAAAGCCACAUGCCGUGGAUUUCAAAGAAAUAGACUCCAAUGUUCAUCAACUGAAGGGUAGUAGUUCCAGUGUUGGUGCUGUGAGGAUUAAGAAUAUCUGCGUCGACUUCAGGGCUUGUUGCGAGGCCCAGAACCGCGAAGGGUGUUUGAGAUGCCUGCAACAAGUCAAGCAUGAGUACGCUGUACUGAAGAGCAAGCUUCAAGCUUUAUUCAGGCUGGAACAACAGAUCAUUGCAGCAGGGGGAUCGAUUCCUUUGGUGGAGUAGAUGGUAUUAGUAUCGUUGUUGCUUUUAUGUUAGCAAACAAGGAACAGUUGAUGUUACAGAUACCCUUUUUCUUAGUUUUGUAAUUUCUGUCCAGGCCGCUUGGAAAUACUAGCAGUUUUUCCUAGAUUUAUGUAUAAAGCCUGUGAAAAGGGAGAGUGAUUAUGUGAAUAAUCAUUUCUAACUCUCGCGCUGCAGUUUGCUGAACGUGUUAUAAUUUUCUUUUAAGUUUGAGUCGUCAAAUUUUCUUAAGUAAUCCAAUCUGAAUGCUCCAUUCUCCUAUAAA
Carica papaya (papaya) is the source of this 1004-nucleotide messenger RNA. It is a transcript of the gene AHP5, whose product is annotated as histidine-containing phosphotransfer factor 5. Gene Ontology annotation, biological process: phosphorylation; phosphorelay signal transduction system; cytokinin-activated signaling pathway. Gene Ontology annotation, cellular component: cytoplasm; nucleus. Lineage: Eukaryota; Viridiplantae; Streptophyta; Magnoliopsida; Brassicales; Caricaceae. The record is from RefSeq and is a predicted model, not a curated record. Gene Ontology annotation, molecular function: protein histidine kinase binding; histidine phosphotransfer kinase activity.